Molecule: messenger RNA, 3232 nt
Organism: Ixodes scapularis (black-legged tick)
Lineage: Eukaryota; Metazoa; Arthropoda; Arachnida; Ixodida; Ixodidae
Gene: sbm
Product: b(0,+)-type amino acid transporter 1
Exons: 13
Coding region: 279-1868 (529 amino acids)
Biological process (GO): amino acid transmembrane transport
Cellular component (GO): membrane
Molecular function (GO): L-amino acid transmembrane transporter activity
Source: RefSeq, a predicted model, not a curated record
AGAUGGCGCGACGCUACAGGAAGACGAGAAUCGUCUGCUCCACGGGAGCGCUCUCGAGAGUCCACUCCGUCGUUCCACGUUCCACAACAGCGGGGGAGGCUGGCGAUCCGUCAGGCGCUCCGAACAUCUGUCGCCUGAGCACGAAGACACCAAAACAAAGUUCCCGACGCCGGCAACGUGUAUAGCUACUCCCCCGAAGGUCCAAGUUCACCUCAGAGAGACAGGUCGUCCGGCAUCGUCUACUUUAUAUCUCGGAUUACAGGUCCACCACGUUCAUCAUGUCCGCCGGAUACGAGUACGACUAUGCGCCGGUGUACAAGCCCACGACGACUCCGCUGGAACGGAACGGACAUGCGGCCAACGGCGCCAUCCCGGACGACGACGACGAUGACCCCCGGAACCACGGGGCGAACGUGGCGGUCAUGGGCGAGGGCACGGUGCAGCUCAAGCGACGCGUGGGGCUACUCAGCGGCGUGGCCCUCAUCGUGGGCACCAUGAUCGGUUCCGGUAUCUUCGUGUCUCCCAAGGGCGUCCUGGAGCGGUCGGGCUCCGUCGGGCUCAGCCUCAUCGUGUGGGCGGGCUGCGGUGUGCUCUCGCUCUUCGGCGCGCUCUCUCUGGCCGAGCUGGGCACGAUGAUCCACAAGUCGGGCGGAGACUUUAUCUACAUCCUGACGGCGUUCGCGGGCGACCCGCCGGCCAAGGGAGGCCUGCGUCCGGUGCCGGCCUUCUUGCACGCCUGGACCACGGUGCUCCUGCUCAAGCCCGCUGGGCUGGGCAUCAUGGCGCUCAGUUUCGCCAAGUACCUGGUCCAGCCGGCUUUCCCCAACUGCAACGACACACCGCCGCUGCCCACCAAGAUGAUCGCUGCCGGAUGCAUCUGUAUGGUGACGUUCAUCAACUGCUUCAGCGUCAAGCUGGCCACUAGGAUACAGAAUAUCUUCACCGUCACCAAGCUAGUUGCUGUUGCCGUCAUCAUCAUCGCCGGAAUGGUGAAGAUCUCCCAAGGGCACACGCAGUACCUCGCUACGGGUUUCCAAGGCACUACAACCUCCGUGUCGGAAAUCGCCACCGCUUUCUACUCCGGGCUCUGGGCUUACGACGGAUGGAACAACCUCAAUUACAUCACCGAAGAACUGGUCAACCCAUACGUGAACCUUCCUCGGUCCAUCAUGAUAGGCAUCCCGUUGGUGACUCUCUGCUACGUCCUCAUCAACAUCUCGUACAUGAGCGUCAUGUCUGCCACCGAGCUGCUUGCCUCGGAGGCCGUUGCUGUGCGUUUCGGGAACCACGUUCUGGGGCCGGCCGCCGCUCUCAUCUCUCUGUUUGUUGCCGCAUCUACGUUCGGCUCGGGCAACGGCACCACUUUUACGACUGCCAGGAUCGGAUUCGUAGCCGCCAGGGAGGGUCAUCUCUCUGAAGUGCUCUCAUAUGCGCACGCCAGGAGGCUCACCCCGGUCUCCGCACUCGCUCUUAACUGCAUCUUGUCCAUCUGCAUGGUUUCCCUGGCGGACAUCGGCAGUCUGAUCGACUUCUUUAGCUUCGCGGCGUGGAUGUUCUACGGGGCCACCAUGCUGGCCCUCAUCAUCCUUCGCUGGACAAAGAAGGACGCCUACAGACCUUACCGGGUGCCAAUCGUGAUUCCAUGGAUCGUGCUGGUGCUCUCCAUCUACCUGGUAGCGGCGCCUAUCAUUCAAAACCCGCAGGUGGAGUACGUGUACGCCUGCCUCUUCAUCGCCUCUGGCAUGUUCUUCUACGUGCCCUUCGUCCACUACAGGCUACGCCUGGGCAUCAUGCGCAAAUUCACCAUCUUCGUACAGCUACUGCUCAACGUUGUUCCGACGACGUAUACUGACAGUACGCAAGACUGAAAGCGGCCAAGACAUCAAAUGUUGUUGCCGCCUUUUUUAUGUAUACAUAUAUUGUUGUUUUACUUCCUUUUCUACAGACACGCGCGCGCACAUUUGUAGAGCGCGGUUUUCUAGUUCAAAACCACGCCACGAGGGAACCGUCCCAAGGCGCCGGAACCAAGCCUGUGCCAUGUUUUCAGACGUCACGUUGCGUCAUUCCGGCCCUUUUUAUGGGGCACCGAGACUGAUUAGCUGUCGAAAAGGACAAGCUGGUUUCUGGGAAAGGGAGCUCUCGCAUGCGCAGUGCGAUGAGAAUUUAUAAUACUUUGCGACUGAUGACAGGAUGCGGGGUGACAUGUUUUAUUCUGCCCCAAAAUUACUUCACCUUGGGGAUUUCCCCUGAAUAAUUACUUUUCCGACAGCUGUAUUCAUAUCGUAUACGUUCUUUUCGCUCGAAUCGAGGAACCAGAACACACAUGAAAAAGAACGCCACUCUGCCUUGUCCCGGUAACGAAGCGGGACAAGGUGUGCUACCGAGCUCAGGCAGACGUCUUGUAAAGUGGCACCUUGUUGAUCACUCCUUAGCCCCUUGGCCGGCGUCAUUCGUCGUUCAACUGUAAAGUCUGCGGCAAUAUGAUCUGACCCAGUUGAGUGUUAGCUGAAAGGGGUAAAAUGCGGCAUGGGUUGCUUUCGGCAUCCUAAGCUCUGGAAUCGACUGCUACAUCGAAAUAAUAAAAAAUGUGGCAGUCCAUUUCAGCCCCCUUUGUCUUAAAGGGGCUGUGCAACGAUUCUAACGUUGAAAGAAUUUGCAACUUGUAUUUUUUUAUGUUGUUUAUCUUGGCACAAGUGAGAGAAAACGCACCACCUUCCCCCGACCACUGCAACUCCACUGCGCAAUCGUAAGGUGUGUUGUAUACCAUAUGUUUGUAUACUUCGUGUAGACGAGUCUAGGGUGUGUUGGACUUAGCUUGGGAGUGUGUUAGGGAGACGUUGGGGGUCUGUGCAUAAGUCAUUGGGCGGCAAUGCGUGACAAUAUCCGUUCUCCACCUGUCGGCAGCAGACGAAACCGUGCUGCUAUGGUGGCUGUGGCUCGAAGUUGUCGAAGAAAAUUUGUUUCGCUGCUUCUGCUCGAGUGUUGUACCACAUAAAACAAAAUCACAGGUGCCAAUGAUAUAUGUACCGGUGCGAAGUGUUAAUAUACAGUGUGCGAGUUCUAAUGUGAAUGAUUUAGAAAAGAAUCGGCUUGCUUUUUUAUAUUAUUUUUUUUUGGGGGGGGGGGGGGGAGAGGGGGAGGGGAGGGGUCGUUGAGCUUUAUAGUAAUAAAAUUUCGCCCGGUAUUCGCGAGUGCUCACAUUUCUGGGAAUAAAACAAAUAAGCAAACAAUU